CCAACUCCAGCAAAUAGUAAGAAGCAAGAGGGCCCACUGACACCUGGGCCCACCUGGAGUUUUCUUGGUAUCCUGGUGGGCCAGUCCAACACUGCAGCCAUUGACCUUUAUUUGUUCAAAUUAUAUGGUAUCUUCUCAGGCUUCAUAAUGUUAUGGUGCCAUACAAAGGACCCUUGGGCAGGCUGGGGAUAUGUGUAAUCGUUAGGAAUCUAUGGAGUCCUGGGGUAGCCCGGGGGCAAUUGUUCCUAACAGUGAAUUACCUCAGCAAUGCUUACUGAAAAUAAACUUGUUAUAACCAACGGUAACCACAUGAUGUCAGUAUAUUAAAGCUUAUCCCCAGACUAGGAGCUUGCUUUUAGAGGCGGUUCUUCGUUUAUAGGAAGUACUGGUGCUCCCAGAAACACGUGUGUCAGGAAAGGAAUCCCACAGCAAAAUGGGUCCGGAUGCUAAGAAACAGAAGUUGCAGAGUGAAGAUCACCUGCAGAAUGACCUUCCAGUCUCAUGCUUCUUGGCCUGGUGUAAGAAGGUAGGCCUGGAGCUAAAUCCAAAGGUAUACAUUAGCACAGAGGGGACUGUAUCACAGUAUGGAAUGCUUGCACGUGAGGAUCUAUCAGAUGGGGAGCUCCUAUUUAGCAUUCCUAGAUCUGCCAUCCUAUCCCAAAACACCACUAGGAUUCGAGACCUUAUUGAGAAAGGAUAGUUUGCAAAGCUGCUCUGGCUGGGUUCCUCUUCUUAUCUCACUUUUGUAUGAAGCAACAGACAGUUCUUCACAUUGGGCUCCAUACUUUGGUCUGUGGCCCGAACUGGAUCCUCCUGACAUGCCUAUGUUCUGGUCAGAAGAGGAGCAAACCAAAUUACUACAGGGUACAGGGAUCCUGGAGGCAGUGCAUAAAGAUCUUAAGAAUAUCGAAAAAGAAUAUAACUCCAUAGUCCUGCCUUUUAUAAGAAGGAAUCCAGAAAAAUUUUGCCCCAUGAAACACACUCUGGAUCUGUAUAAAAGGCUGGUGGCAUUUGUUAUGGCAUAUAGUUUUCAGGAACCCCAGGAGGAAGAUGAGGAGGAAGAUAUUGAGAAGGACAUUUUACCACCUAUGAUGGUGCCUGUAGCUGAUCUUUUGAACCAUGUGGCACAACACAAUGCACAUUUGGAAUUUACACCUGAGUGCCUUCGUAUGAUUACCACAAAAUCCGUGUGUGCAGGGCAAGAGCUAUUUAAUACAUAUGGGCAGAUGGCAAACUGGCAGUUGUUACACAUGUAUGGAUUCGCAGAACCUCACCCACAGAACUGCAAUGAAACAGCUGAUAUUCAGAUGGUAACAGUGCGGGAAGCUGCUUUUCAAGUUGCCCGAACAGAAGAGGAUCGAUUAGAGAUGCAGAAGAGAUGGGAUUUUCUGUGUCAUAUAGAGAUUGUGGGGGAAGAAGGAGCAUUUGUCUUUGGACUUGAAGAGGUAAUGACUGAAGAGGAACUGAAAGCCUGUCUAAAGGUACUCUGUAUGUCUACAGACGAGUUUGCAGAGUACAAGGAAAAUGAUGGCUGGGAGGAAGAUGAGGAUAAUGAUGAACAAACAUUAUUGACCCAGGAAAUAUCACGUCUGCCAAUUCCCUGGCGCAAGCUUCUCCAUCUAAGUGCCGAACUUACUCUUAAAGCAUAUACAACUGAACUAAGCAUGGAUGAAGCUUUGGUUAAUGACCCAACAGCAUAUGCAAAAUUGAGUUCCAGAGAGCAGCACUCUCUUCAGGUGCAAUACGGGCAGAAAAAGAUCUUACAUCUGCUGUUGGAGCUUACCAAGUCCUGAGAAAAAGGAGCUGCAGGGAAGUUCAUUGGUAAUGAAUUCUGCCCAACAGAAAAUCAUCGAACCACACACACACUGCAAAUGGUGUGCACCCUUUGGACUAAUAUAUUAUAUUAUAUUAUAUAUAUAUAUAUAUAUAUAUAUAUAUAUAUAUAUAUAUAAAAUAAAUAAAACUUCUCCAUAACACAUUUUAAUGCCAGCCUCAUUAAUCACUUAUUUUAAUAAAAGCAAAUACAAGCAAAA
Xenopus tropicalis (tropical clawed frog) is the source of this 2033-nucleotide messenger RNA. It is a transcript of the gene setd6, whose product is annotated as SET domain containing 6. The coding region runs from base 585 to 1793 and encodes 402 amino acids. Gene Ontology annotation, molecular function: protein-lysine N-methyltransferase activity. The transcript has 9 exons. NCBI's taxonomy places the organism in Eukaryota, Metazoa, Chordata, Amphibia, Anura, Pipidae. The record is from RefSeq and is a predicted model, not a curated record. Gene Ontology annotation, cellular component: nucleus.